This is a messenger RNA of Cloeon dipterum, 3380 nucleotides long. Its product is annotated as solute carrier family 41 member 1-like. NCBI's taxonomy places the organism in Eukaryota, Metazoa, Arthropoda, Insecta, Ephemeroptera, Baetidae. Gene Ontology annotation, molecular function: monoatomic cation transmembrane transporter activity. Gene Ontology annotation, biological process: monoatomic cation transport. Bases 348 to 1838 code for a protein of 496 amino acids. The record is from RefSeq and is a predicted model, not a curated record. The transcript is spliced from 9 exons. Gene Ontology annotation, cellular component: plasma membrane.
GCUCGCGGUUGGUUCGGGCUGCGCUCUUUAGUAUGCCACAUGCUGGUCGUUGGCAUCACUCGUCGAUCGCGCGCCUUUCGUGCUCAGCUAUAAUGUAAUUCAAUCGCAGUUAUUAAUGUUAUUCCAUAGCGCAUUGGACUUUCCAAAGGGGGCUGCAUUGUACAGGGUAUGCCCAGAUCCGGUUUGGAGCUACCCAUCGUCGACCACAACACCAACACUCACCCUAAAACAAGCUUCAUCGCGAGCUGCGUCUUUUCUGACGGUCCCGUUCUUUGAGAGCAGCAACCAUUUCGGCUUCCAAAGUGAAAUCGGCCGCUGCGGCCUCGACUCCAUCCAAGCUGCUGAGGAUGCUGUCCAAGGACAAAGACGCCACCGCGCCCAUUUGCUUGGGCGAGGAGGUAGUCGAGCUCAUCGUCGACCCCAUUACCAUUCAGAUUGAUUCAACUUUUAAGGUGGUCAAGGAACCUCUCGUGGACGACCCUGGCGACAACAACGGCGGACGCUUGCCAGACGUGGUGGCGGAGACAACAAUGUUAGCGGACCCUGCGGAGGUGGUUCAGAAGAAGGAUGAGAGUUACCGUGCAAUGGCCCUACAAGUUUUCAUUCCGUUCUUGGUUGCCGGACUUGGAAUGGUUGGAGCAGGGCUUGUUCUUGACGUCGUUCAGCAUUGGUCAGUGUUCAUGCAAGUAAAGGAGUUGAUGAUUUUGGUGCCGGCUUUGUUGGGAUUAAAAGGAAAUCUAGAGAUGACUCUCGCGUCUCGUCUCAGCACCCAGGCAAACUUAGGACAUAUGGACACGCCAAAAGAGCAGUGGAGCAUGAUCGCAGCUAAUCUCACGCUAAUCCAGUGCCAAGCUAUUGUGGUUGGAUUUCUUGGAUCAGUAGCUGCGUUGAUUAUGGAGGCCAGCAAAACUCAGACCUUCAACUUGGACCACGCUUUUCUCCUCUGCGCAAGCAGUCUCGUGACCGCCUCCAUCGCCAGUUUUGUCCUAGGACUGAUCACGGCCGCGGUAAUAGUUUUUUCGAGACACUGCAACAUCAACCCUGACAAUGUGGCCACACCCAUCGCGGCCAGUUUGGGCGACAUCACGUCCCUUGCCUUGCUCUCUUGGACUUCGACCCACCUCUACAACGCUAUAGGAAAACAAGACUGGCUGGCACCGCUCAUCAUCUCAGGUUAUGUGCUAAUCACACCGCUCUGGGUUUGGAUCGCAAAACGCAAUAAGUACACCCGCGAAGUGCUCUACACUGGCUGGACACCAGUGGUAAUCGCCAUGAUAAUCAGCAGCUUCGGGGGUUUCAUCCUGGAGGGAAUGGUCGCGCAUUUUGAAGGAUUCGCCGUCUUCCAACCUGUUAUCAACGGAGUCGGUGGCAACCUGGUGGCUGUGCACGCUAGCAGGAUCUCAACCUCCCUUCACAGGGACUUCCAGCCCGGAAUGCUGGAUGACGAAGAAGGCGGCCACAGCAGCGUCUGCAUUACACCAGGCCAGUCUUUCCGCGGCAAGAACAAACAUUCGCGCACAUGCCGCAUCCUAAUGUGCAUGGUGGUGCCUGGACACCUCAUUUUCGUCUACACCAUUCACUACAUAAAAACUGGAAACUUGGGAUUAUCGCUGUUGUUUCUUGCUGGCUACCUCGUCGCAGCACAAAUUCAGGUUGGCAUUCUGCUCUACAUCGCUUACAUCAUGACCCACUGGAUGUGGAAGAGACGAAUCGAUCCAGACAACUCAGCCAUCCCAUACCUCACUGCCAUGGGCGAUCUUUUGGGCAUAAGUUUGCUUGCCAUGGCCUUUGGCGUCCUGUACGUUGCUGGCAACGAUGGUAUCUACAUGAAACAGUAAUCUUUUUCGAAACCGAAUAUUUAAGUAAGACUGCAGAAAUUGGCAAGACGAUUUUUAUAAAAAAAGGACCCUGCUCUCACAUUACUUCUUGCAUUAUUUUCGAUACAACUCAGUAUUGGCUGGCCCAACGAUCAAAAUUGCAACACAGGACAAGGCACGAGCUAUGAAAUUUCUUCAUACCAGACUAACUUGCAACUUCAAGUUUACUAAAAUCAUCUACUUUCACGAAAUCCCAAAAAACUUUUGAUUUGAUGACAAACUAAACUAAAUGUUCGGCUCGUUUUAAAAUGUUUAAACAAUAAUAAUCAACGUGCAAUUAAUAGGGCGGCCCUUAUUCCUAGCUAGAUACACGAGUAGAACAGUUAACAAAUGUACUGUGAUAGAGUUGAUUGAUCCCAAAAGCCCGAGAACAUCCAACUUGCAUGCAGCUUGUUUGGCGUCAAAUUCCAAAAUACGACAACAAUUCCUGACUGAGCUGCUUUCAUGAGACUUUGUCACACUUACAAGCUUCGGAAAUGCCUCGUUUGAAACUUGUAUUUUGCACGUUCCAACGCCAUAUUCGCAAAGUUUUACCAUUUUACCAAGAUUAUUUUUGCCUAUUUUUACCCCAAAGACCAAUCAUCCUGGAUUAUGCUGGGUAAAGUUUCAUUAACCCUUCAUCCCCCGAUGCACACAUAAUUUGAUCAUAGCCCGUCUAGUCUUUUUAAGUUGAAAUUGUUUUCACCUUACUUCCAAAGAUAAGUCGCGAGCUUUGUUUUUAAGAGAAAGAGCCAUCGGGGGUGAUCGGUUUCUUCCUACUGUUUUAAAUUAUUUUCAAUUUUAAUUUUGAAUCGUAUGUGUGCUUCAAUAAAUAGUUCCUUUCCUGCGCAAUAAUUUCUGAAACGAACAAUAUAUUUCUUCAGCAAAGUGGCCUGAACAUCAUUCCGUGAGUUCCACCUCAGGUCUUGCUUGAUAAUUAUUGCAUUUAUCAAAUUUCACUUCUGAUAAUAAUUUAUUUCAAAAUUAGAUUCCUUUCGGCCGUUUCAUUGAACGAGAGUAUCGUCUUCUUUGAAAGCCUAUUAGAAUUAGGUGCCAUUUUAAAAUAAUUAUUUUCAAAUUGUGUUUUAAAACAGAGUUUGUCGCACUUUUAGUACUUAAGAAGUGUCUCAAAAUUUGUGAAAUCUCGGAAAAAGUAAAUGUAUUUUCUUAUGGGAACAACUAGACUUUUGAGUGUAAACGUUUGGUUAAUAACCAAUUACUUUUAAAAUCUCCCCACUAAAGAUUUUGAUCUGAUGCUAUUUCAGUAUGUUGGCAUUUUAUUUGAGUAAAAAAUGUGCUGUUUGAUUUUUUAUGAUUGACUGUCCUUCACUAAACACGUGGAAUUCGUUUAUGCUUGUUGGUAACCACGACAUUAGUUGUUGCUAUCACCCGACGAGUUGUGUUUAUUGUUGAGUAAUUAAGAGUGUUGCCUGAUGUUGAAAUCAAAAAGUAUCAGACGAAAGUGUUUGUGCCAAACAUCCUGUACGUGAAAUUUUAAGAUCAAUAAAAAGUGUUGAUUUAAAA